This is a messenger RNA of Dufourea novaeangliae, 1341 nucleotides long. RefSeq names its product peroxisomal biogenesis factor 19 (gene Pex19). NCBI's taxonomy places the organism in Eukaryota, Metazoa, Arthropoda, Insecta, Hymenoptera, Halictidae. The transcript has 5 exons. The coding region runs from base 80 to 922 and encodes 280 amino acids. Gene Ontology annotation, cellular component: peroxisome; peroxisomal membrane. The record is from RefSeq and is a predicted model, not a curated record. Gene Ontology annotation, biological process: protein import into peroxisome membrane.
AUGCAAUACCGUUUAGAUGCGAGUAUCUUUCUGCUUCAAGAAUUCACAUCGAGCAACAUCGAGUUAGGAAAACAUAGAUAUGGCCGACGGAAAAAAAGUUGUAAAUCAAGUAGAAGAUCAAGAAUUAAGUGAUUUAUUAGACAGUGCUUUGAAAGACUUUAAUAAAGAACAAAAACUAGACAAGGUGGAAAAUGAGAAAAUAGAAUCUGUUGAAUCCACCAAAGAUAAGGAUACCAUUGAGGCAUUAGAUGGUGGUUGGACUACAGACUUCAUUGAAGAAGCUGCUGAUCAUUUUGAGGAGAAUUUACAAAAUUUAAUUAAAAAUGAAAGAGAUUGCGAAUUGGGACCUGAUUUUAAAAAACUAGUGGCUCAAACAUUUGCUAGCGUACUAUCGGAUGAAGAUAAUACUGAUAAAGACAGUGCGAGUACAGACUUUGAAACUGCCAUUGCUCGAGCACUAAAUGAUCUAUCUGCAACAUCUGAAAAUUUACAGAACGAACCCGAUUUGUCUGAAAUGCUUGGUCAAGCAUCUUUGGAUGAUGAACUUGGUGCUAUACUACCACUCAUGCAAGGUAUGUUAGAUCACUUGCUGUCGAAAGGAAUGUUAUAUGCAUCGUUGAAAGAAUUGGUAGAUAAGUACAUGGAAUGGUUGGAAGAGAAAAACGCAACAAUACCAGCCAAUGAUCUACAUAGAUACACUAAACAAUUAGAAUUAAUGCGAAAGGUAUGUGUGGAAUUGGAAAAAGAAAAGGCCGAAGACAAUGAUGAAAUUAAAAGAAAACGCUGCGACACGAUAAUAUCGCUUCUACAAGAAGUACAAGGAUGCGGGCAGUUACCUGAAGAACUUAUCGAUGGUGAAGGUGAUCAUGUUCCAAAGUUACUUCGUGGCCUGGAAUUGCAACAAAAUUGUCGAUUCAUGUAAAUUAAUUUGCAUAAUCAUUUGACAUGGGAGAAAUAUUGAGGUACUGAACGAAUUAGGGGCUUAUAAUACGACGAUAUUCUAAAUAUGUACAUACUACUUGUACGCAUAGUCGACAAGUGGCAAACUAUUCAAUAGAUUUUAUUAUUCCUGAUAAUGAUACUAUAACAGGACGGGUCGUGGCUGUAAAUAAAUAAAAACGCGAUAUAUGUAUUCGUACGUUUUACAAUGCGUAUGUACGUAUAUACGUACAGUGUACAGUAAUAGCUGCUUAAACGCUCGGACCAGUUAGACCCUUAAUAGUUUUCACUUAAUCCGACCAUUGGAACCAGUCAAGCGAGCAAUGGAUCAUAAUUUUGAUUAUUUUUAAUUUAUCAGAAGCGUUAAUGAAAGAAUACGAUGUACCCGUUUUGAUAAAUUAG